AUGAGUACUUAUUCUAUUGGAGAGAAUGCUCCAACAAGUCACCGACGAAGAGAUCUGGAUUUGGAUCUGAAUAGGGCUCCACUUGAGGUGAAUAUGGAGCAGGAGGGACCUCAAGUAGAAAAUCGUCAAGUUGUUCAACAGUCACAGUUUUUUCAACCUAUUGAUGUGGAUGCUAUUAUUGAUGAUGACGUUAUUGAAUCUACGCAAAGUGAUUUUCUUGAGGCCAAAAAUAAUUCAAGAAGAAAUCGUGGGAGGACUAUAGUCGAUGUGGAUUUAGACAAUGUAAGUCGGGUAGCUGAAAUUACUCCCAACAAUCACAGAGAAUCUUUUUGGAACCAAACAUUUCCUAAUUGUGACCCAUAUAUUAAAUUGGAUGGCAUUGUUAGUUCUGAGCUGGGGAAAGAGAUCAGAAAUUCACCUGAACCAACAAAGAUGCCUGUCUUUAACUGUCCAAUAUGUAUGGAACCAUUUGUUGAAGAAGUGUCAACAAGGUGUGGUCACAUAUUUUGCAAGAGAUGCAUCAAGGCUGCUUUAAAAGCAAAACGUGAAUGCCCUACUUGUAGGGUCAAGGUUACUUCGAAAGGGCUUAUAAGGGUGUUUCUACCAUCACCUGGUUCUCCAUAA
Prosopis cineraria is the source of this 624-nucleotide messenger RNA. RefSeq lists its product as uncharacterized. The record is from RefSeq and is a predicted model, not a curated record. NCBI's taxonomy places the organism in Eukaryota, Viridiplantae, Streptophyta, Magnoliopsida, Fabales, Fabaceae. The coding region runs from base 1 to 624 and encodes 207 amino acids. The transcript has 4 exons.